GCAAAUUUCCUGCGACACCGGCUCGUGCCUCUUCGCGAGUCGCACGAAAACAUUGCCGAGUGCUGUUUGGGUUUGGGAGCUCAGAGACGAAACGUUUGUCGAAACAUUUAACACAACGAACGCCGCGGGGAAAUGACGGUGUGCAACUUUUUUCUUCAGGGCCGUUGUCGUUACGGCGAUAAAUGUUGGAAUGAGCACCCGAGGGGAGGAAGCAGAGGUGGAGGUGGAGGAUACAACAACAAUUACAGCCGCACUCCUGCUCAGCAGCAGACCAGAGGAGGAGGUGGAGGGUUUGGAAAUCGAGUUUGGGUGAAUCCUUCCCAGCAAAAAGGAGGGUAUAUCCAGCCUUCAUCAUUCUCCUCUCGUGGAAGUGAUGACUGGGGUCGAGGAGGAGGAGGUGGCGGAGGAGGAGGAGCUGACUGGGGUCGAGGAGGAGGAGGAGGGGGCGGUGGAGGAGGAGCUGACUGGGGUCGAGGAGGAGGAGGAGGAGGAGGAGGUGGCAGUGGAGGAGGAGCUGACUGGGGUCGAGGAGGAGGAGGAGGUGGCAGUGGAGGAGGAGCUGACUGGGGCCGCGAAGAGAAUGACUGGGGCCGAGGAGGUGGCGGGAGAAGAGAUAACGCGAAGGGCACCGCAUUCAGCUUCUCCUCUCAAAACAGAUUCUCAGCGCUUGGUACUCCCAGCACCUUUGACAGGGGAGGAAGAGGAGGAGGGCAGCAGGUCGCAGCUGGUGAUGACGACGACGACAAAAAACUGGAGAUCAUUCAGAUGGACAUGGACAGUUGGGAGAGUUCAGGGAUGUGGGGCUUCUCCUGUUACUCCAGCUUAAAGACAUCUUUAUCUGGUUUCACUGAUCUCUCUCCAGAAGAGCUCAGGCUGGAGUAUUACUCCACAAAAGCUUCAGGCGAUCUGCAGAGCUAUAUUAAUGGCAUCAAUCAGUUGCUCAACCAGUGGAGAAGCAGAGUCCAGGAAUUGAAGGUUAUGAGUCCAGCCACCCGUGCAGCUGUGCUCACAGAGUUAAACAGCCCAGCCCCUCAGGCACCUUCAAGUGACUUUGGUUCAGCGACAGCGACUGGAUUUGGUUCCUCUGCAUCCAGCUUUGAAAGCAAAGGCUUUGGGGCUCCAGCACCGGCCCAGGCUGGCACUUUCAGCUUUGCUGCUCCAAGUGGUGGAUUUGGCUCCUCAGCGCUGGCACCAUCAUCCUCCGCAGGUUUUGGCAGUGCCUCAGCAGCUCCUACACAACCUCCCUCUGGGUUUGGGUCCUCCUCUGCAGCAUCCUCUGCUCUUUCGGCUGCUUCUUUUUCCUUUGCCGCUCCGGCCACCAACACACCAGCGGCCACUUCAGGAUUUGGCCUUGCCUCUGGGUUCAGUUUCUCUUCGACAGCAAACACUGGAGGAGGAUUUGGGAGCAGUUUCGGGACUCAAGCACCUGCUACAGCAGGAAGCAGCAGUAGUUUUGGACAGACAACUGGAGGGUUUGGGACAACCGCUGCUCAACCUGCAGCAGGAGCCGGCGGGACAUCCAACAGUCUGUUUUCACCUGAGAGUAAACUGACUCCAGAGGAACUGAAUCAGUUCAAAGCUAAGAGGUUCACUCUAGGCCAGGUUCCUUUAAAGCCUCCCCCAGCUGAUAUGCUGGUGGUAUGAUGCUGUGGGAACAGUCCACAAGAUUCUUUUUUAAAUAAGAGAUAAUGUUUACAAAGUAAAGAUUUUCUUCUGCCUAGUGCUUAUGUUUAAACAAAAGUAAUUAUUCUCAGUUUUAAUAUAUGGCUAUUGUUCAAAUACUCCAGAUCCAUACUCAGUGGGAGACUCACCUUGGUUUCUUGUAAGAUUUUUGUGUAUAUGCAAAGUAUGCUUUAUGUACAGCUUUACAAUACACGUAUUUUUCAAUUAUA
This is a messenger RNA of Micropterus dolomieu (smallmouth bass), 1892 nucleotides long. RefSeq names its product nucleoporin 42 (gene nup42). Gene Ontology annotation, cellular component: nuclear envelope. The transcript has 8 exons. The record is from RefSeq and is a predicted model, not a curated record. Lineage: Eukaryota; Metazoa; Chordata; Actinopteri; Centrarchiformes; Centrarchidae. Gene Ontology annotation, molecular function: nuclear export signal receptor activity; metal ion binding. Bases 133 to 1644 code for a protein of 503 amino acids.